Molecule: messenger RNA, 2407 nt
Organism: Lasiosphaeria miniovina
Lineage: Eukaryota; Fungi; Ascomycota; Sordariomycetes; Sordariales; Lasiosphaeriaceae
Product: Alpha/Beta hydrolase protein
Exons: 2
Coding region: 450-2108 (552 amino acids)
Biological process (GO): proteolysis
Cellular component (GO): fungal-type vacuole
Molecular function (GO): serine-type carboxypeptidase activity
Source: RefSeq, a predicted model, not a curated record
UCAUUUUCCAAGGUUAAAUAUUCAAAAUCCGAUUAGUCCAAGGCCUAUCUGAGGUAAUCCCGGUACAAGGUUACUGAAUUUCCUGUCCAGCUUGGGAAGCUGCCUGUCCUUGUGACCCAGCCUCCCACUAGCCUGCAAGGUACCCCGAGGUACCCAGCCAACCGUGGUGGCGCAACCAUAACCUGCCUAAACCGCACUAUCGUCCCCAUCCGAGUGCGGCAAGAGCUCCCACUAUCUCUCCCGUUUCAGUUAUUACGCGCGGUCCCUUCCCUUUCCGGCCUUAUUUUAUCUUACCUCUACCUCUCUUCCUGUUCCUCUGUCAUCACCAUCUCUCUCCUCCACCCACUUAUCAUCUACCCUAUCGCAGUCGUUGUCGUGUCUGACAGCAUCUCAAUUUAUUCCCCGUAUUGCACUGACGCAGUGGCAAUUGCAGCCGUAGUCGAUCCAUCAUGAGGAUCCCCGCCGUGUCGACGGUGCUUCUUGGAGCUGCCUCGGCAGCCUCGUUCCAGCAGCAAGUUCUGUCGGAUGACAUCGCCGGCGUGCCCGACACAAUCAAGACACUUGCCGACGCAUUCGCCGAGACCAAGGCCAGCCCGCUCGAGAGCAUCGAGGAUGCCUUCCGCGGCAUGAACUCCCAGGCCAAGGCGCUGUGGGACGAGAUCAAGCUGCUCGUCCCCGAGGGCGCCUUUGACCGCAGCUCUUGGCUCAGCCAACCCAAGCCCCAUCGUCGCCGCCACGACUGGGACCACACCGUCAAGGGUGCUGAGGUGCAGAAGCUGUGGGUGCAGGACGCCGACGGCGAAAGCCACCGCCAGGUUGAUGGCCGCCUCGAAGACUUCAAUCUCCGCGUCAAGUCGGUCGAUCCCUCCAAGCUCGGCAUCGACUCGGUCAAGCAGUUCAGCGGCUAUCUCGAUGACGAGGCCAAUGACAAGCACUUAUUCUAUUGGUUCUUCGAGUCCCGCAACGACCCCAAGAACGACCCCGUGGUUCUGUGGCUCAAUGGCGGCCCAGGCUGCUCCUCUCUCACGGGCCUCUUCCUCGAGCUUGGACCUGCCUCGCUUGACAAGAAGCUCAAGAUCAUCAACAACGAAUUUGCCUGGAACAACAACGCUAGUGUGAUAUUCCUCGACCAGCCCGUCAACGUCGGCUACUCGUACUCUGGCUCCGCGGUCAGCAACACUGUCGCUGCAGGCAAGGACGUCUAUGCUCUCUUGACCCUCUUCUUCCACCAAUUCCCCGAAUAUGCCAAGCAGGACUUCCACAUCGCUGGCGAGUCGUAUGCCGGCCACUACAUUCCCGUAUUUGCCUCGGAGAUCCUGUCUCACAAGAACCGCAACAUCAACCUGAAGACGGUCCUGAUUGGCAAUGGCUUGACCGAUGGCCUUACCCAGUAUGAACACUAUCGUCCUAUGGCUUGCGGCAAGGGUGGUUGGCCCGCCGUCCUCGACGAGGGCGAGUGCCAGAGCAUGGAUAACGCUCUUCCCCGCUGCCAGUCCCUGAUCCAGAACUGCUACGAUAGCGGUAGUGUGUGGAGCUGCGUCCCUGCGUCCAUCUAUUGCAACAACGCGUUGAUUGGCCCCUACCAGCGCACUGGUCAGAACGUCUACGACGUCCGCAGCAAGUGCGAGGACAGUAGCAACCUCUGCUACAGUGCCUUGGGCUGGAUCAGCGAGUACCUCAACCAGCAGUCCGUCAUGGAUGCCCUCGGUGUUGAGGUCUCGAGCUACGAGAGCUGCAACUUUGACAUCAACCGUAACUUCUUGUUCCAGGGCGACUGGAUGCAGCCAUUCCAUCGUCUUGUGCCCGGCAUCCUUAAGGAGAUCCCCGUCCUCAUCUAUGCUGGUGACGCUGAUUACAUCUGCAACUGGCUCGGCAACCAGGCCUGGACUGAGGCGCUCGAGUGGCCCGGAAAGAAGGGGUUUAACAAGGCCUCGAUCAAGGACUUGACCCUUGAUGGGGCUGACAAAGAGUACGGCAAAGUGAAGGCCGCCGGCAAUUUUACCUUCAUGCGCAUCUACGCGGCUGGCCACAUGGUUCCCAUGGAUCAGCCCGAGAACUCGCUUGACUUCCUGAACCGGUGGUUGGGUGGUGAGUGGAUCGAGAACUAAGGUAUUUCUGUCUUUGUACAGAACGGGCAUGGAUAUACUACACAUUUUAUGGUUGGGUCAUGAAUAAUCUUUCCGGUAUUUCCUUGUUUCAGACAGUGCCCUUCGCCCUUGUUUCUUCUUGCUUCUUGCUAGUCGAGUAGAUUGAAAUUCUAGGAUGGUUUUCCUUCCACAGACACAUACAAAGUCGUAAACGGAACAUGGCGGUUUGGGAGGUCAGCGGUCUUGUACACGAGCUUUUCUUUUCUAUUGCUGUGACGAUUAUUCAGUAGUAAUAGUACAUACUACCAACAUAUUUCGUA